AUGACGCCUCUUGUUAUCCAGCCAGUCACACUCAAGGAUGUGCCGGCGCUUUCCCAGCUCUGGUAUACAUCCUUUAGUAUUCCAGUGAACUUGCGUAUGUUCCCUGAUACCCCCGGAGUUCGAGCCUGGUGGGACGAGGCCAACCGCGCCGAUCUUCUUUACAAUCCCCUUCGAGUACUAUUCAAAGUUGUUGAUCCCGCUACGACUGACUUGAUAGUCGCGUACGCAAAAUGGGACCUGAACCCGGCUGAAAGUGGCGAGCGGUUCCCGCCCUGGCAUGACGAGUCUGAUCAUGAAAUAUGCGAGCGCCUGUUUGAUGGGCUAGCUGAAGAACGGAAGAAAUUACUCGGACAUCGGAAACAUUAUUAUUUGGAUAUGCUGGUGACGCACCCGGAUUACCGUUGCAAGGGUGCUGCAUCGAUGCUGAUACAGUGGGGAUGUGAUCUUGCAGAUCAGAAUGGGGUAGCGGCAUAUUUGGAUGCCCACGUAGACGCCGCUCCCUUGUAUCGGAAAUUUGGAUUUAGGGAUCGCGAUGAUAUAGGAGUUACCUCAGACGGGGCGGUUCCAAUGAUUAGAGAGCCUCGGAAACUAGAUUAA
Messenger RNA from Penicillium cataractarum, 597 nucleotides. Its product is annotated as GNAT family N-acetyltransferase. Gene Ontology annotation, molecular function: acyltransferase activity, transferring groups other than amino-acyl groups. The transcript is spliced from 2 exons. The record is from RefSeq and is a predicted model, not a curated record. Bases 1 to 597 code for a protein of 198 amino acids. Lineage: Eukaryota; Fungi; Ascomycota; Eurotiomycetes; Eurotiales; Aspergillaceae.